AUUGACGACUGUGUCCCAUUUUCAAAUAUGGGCACAGUACGUUUUCAAAGUGAUUUUGAUGGAAAUUUGGGACAUAAAAAACGUUAUUCUUCUACUUCUCGAUUGUCAAAAGGAACUCAAAGUGAUGAAAUUGUUUAUAAUGCUACAGGGACAGAUCCAUUAAAAGCUCCUGAACGUGGCACACAAACAGACAAAGAAUAUUUAUUAUGGAAUCGUUCGGCAGCUAAUUCUCUUCGAAUUUCAUCGAAUUUGGUCGAUUUAUUGUUAAAGGAAUUGGAUAAUAUUUCUGCAGAAUUGCCUCUUUUGAAAGUUUAUGAACGUUCUGUUUGGGGAAAUGAUUUUGAAAAGGAACAAAAAAGAAGAAUUUUUCUACAACUUUUAAGAGAAACUGAAUUACCUAAGACCGAAGGAUUUUCACCAACUUGUCAACCUUUUGCAAUUCGUUGUGGAUUAGGCUCUCGCGUGGCCGUUCUUUUUGCUGAAGCUGAACAUGAUUCUCAUUGUGCAGAACAUGUAGGCCAUUUACUUUUGAAUUUACGCCGGAAACAAAAUAAUUGGGUUCAGUUACCUGCUUGUCCGAGUGAGGCAAUUUUUGGUCGCCAUGGAGAGAUAUUAAUUGUUGGCCUUUACAACGGAGAACUUUUAUUGCUUUCAACAUUGGAGGGAAAUGUGGGCAAAGUUUUAUGGAAUGGUGGCGGUCCAACAGCAGGCUUGCACUCAAGGGCUAUUACGCAAUUUCAUUGGCUAGAUGAGCAUAAAGGAAUACUUAUUAGUGUUGGAUUGGAUGGAAAAGUAAUUAAAAGCAGACUUGAACCAAACAAUCAAUUGGAAUUAUUGGAAAGUAUUCAAAUAACCCUUUCGGAUUUACCUAAACAUUUGUAUCGAGAAGCAACAACAACUAAUCGAAGUGUUGAACUUGUUGGUGUUUCUAUAGUUAAAAAUUGGGAGAAUAAACAACAAUUGUGGUUUGCGACAGAAACAGGCGUUUUAAUACAACUUGAAGAAAAUUUAAAUAAAAUUAAAUAUUCACAAACAUUAUUUGAAAAUGGAAAUUUUGGAGAAGGAACAGCGGAACAAUUUAUUUCUUUUAAUUUUGGAAAGAAAAGAAUUUUUAUUUGGAAAACUUUGGAUGGAAGAAUUUUACAAAAAAUUAAAUUUGAAGAAGAUGGACAUUUUAACAAUAAUUCUCAAGUUGAAAAACUUUUACCUGUUGGCCGUACCAGAUGUGAAAUUUCCAUUUUAACGGAAACAAAUUUACUCUUUACACUUUCUACUAAUCAACAAAAACAGAAAAUUAACAACACAAGGAGAUUUUCCGAUAAAAAUGAAUUAAUUGUUUGGGAUAUUUUAAAUGGUAAGGAUUAAUUAUUUGUGUGUCCCCUCUAUUUUAUCAUUUGUUUGUUCAAAGGGAUUGGAACAGACGAAAGUGUCAGAACUCUCAUAAAUAGGAAAUCUCACUAUCACAAAUUUUACGAAUCCAGAAAAUAAGAAUUUUUCGAAAAUCGGGUAAAAGUUGUCGGAUGAUUGAAAUCGUUCCAGCCCACCUCUUCCUUUCAGAGAACGUGCCGACAUAAAUAAAUUCAGAUUUUCGGGAAUAGGAACGUCAUAUUCCCUGGUUCCUAUUUAUAAAAUAAUAAAAAUUAGAAACUUUUCAAGAUGAAUUACUUCUCCGCGAAACUCAAAUUGGUGUAUAUCUGGAAACUUUUACAUUGGAAAAACCUACAGGAAAUAUAAUGAUUGGAAUUUCUAAUAAAGAUGAUGAUAAUAUUAGAAACAAUUUAGAUAGAGGGCAAAAUCAAAAGAAAUAUUUUUUGAAUUUUUAUGAAAUUGUUU
Molecule: messenger RNA, 1833 nt
Organism: Meloidogyne enterolobii
Lineage: Eukaryota; Metazoa; Nematoda; Chromadorea; Rhabditida; Meloidogynidae
Source: the annotation of a GenBank genome assembly